ACCCUGUCUCGAAAAACAAACAAAACAGUUGUGUACUGUUGUGACUGAUUAGUGCUUCCCUUAACCUUGGGUACCAGAACCGGCAGCUCCCAGGAUCGAACCCAAGGCACGCAAACCAGGAAAGAGCUGUACCAGCUUGUCGUACCACCGUACACUCCCAGCCCCAUGAUUGGAGCUUUUCCUCCGAUUCUCUCUGCAGGGCUUUUGGGGGGACUCCAGCUUCGGAUUUCCAGGUCGAAGCAGACAGCCUGUUUAGGAGUUUAUCUUUCCUCUCGCGUUACCCUCAGCAAAAUCACCAGCUGCUUCUUCCAGGCUUGUAGAAAAUCCCACCUCAAAAAACAAAACGCAACCGUUGGCCCCGCCCCAUACUCCUCCCCGAACCCGCCCAGUCGCUUCUGCCUAUUAAUACGGCUCUAAUGGGCGGGGCCCUCUGCAUAAGGACGUGAGAAGGAGCACGAUGGCGGCGGCAGGGUCGGAGCAUCUACGUGUGGGCUUCGUGGGCGCAGGUCGCAUGGCGGAGGCCAUCGCCCAAGGCCUCAUUCGAGCAGGCAAAGUGGAAGCCAAGCAAGUGCUGGCCAGUGCACCAACAGACAGGAACCUCUGUCACUUCAGGGCUCUGGGUUGUCAGACUACUCACUCCAACCAGGAAGUACUACAGAACUGCUCACUUAUCAUCUUUGCCACCAAGCCUCAAGUCCUGCCAGAGGUUCUGGCAGAAGUGGCCUCUGAGGUCACCACUGAGCACAUCGUGGUAUCUGUGGCUGCUGGGGUCUCUCUGAGUUCUCUGGAGGAGCUGCUGCCCCCGAGAACACGAGUGUUUCGAGUCUCUCCCAAUCUACCUUGCAUAGUUCAGGAGGGGGCCAUGGUGAUGGCCCGGGGCCACCAUGCUGGGAAUGAUGAUGCUGAGCUCCUACAGAACUUGCUGGAAUCCUGUGGACAAUGUAUAGAGGUUCCUGAGUCCUACGUAGAUAUCCACACUGGCCUCAGUGGCAGUGGUGUGGCCUUUGUGUGCACAUUCUCAGAGGCCCUGGCCGAGGGGGCCAUCAAGAUGGGCAUGCCCAGUGGCCUGGCGCACCGCAUUGCUGCCCAGACCCUGCUGGGGACUGCCAAGAUGCUGCAGCAGGAAGGGAAGCACCCAGCCCAGCUGCGGACAGAUGUGCUCACACCAGCUGGAACCACCAUCCAUGGGCUUCACGCCCUAGAGCAGGGCGGUCUUCGUGCGGCUACCAUGAGUGCGGUGGAAGCGGCUACCUGCCGGGCUAAGGAACUCAGCAGGAAGUAGGCCGGACGCCAGCCUCCGAGUGGGUGUCCUCCAAGCAUCACGGUCAUCGUCUUCAUCAGGGAAGUGGUGACGACUUCUAAGAGACCCUCACGACUGGCUCUGUUGCCUGUGACAUUCAGUGAAGGAGGCAGGGGACGGCGAGUCAUUUGGCCCUCAUCUGUGACUCCAGCUCCUCCCUUCUUCACCUCAGCCAGAUGUAGUCGUGUUCCAAUUGCACACUGCCUCAUGGUCUCAGGAGGUGGUAGGAUUAGCUGAAGCAGGAGAGGUUUCCAUCUUUGCAGGUAUGGGGGACAUCAUCCGUGCUGGCAUGAGACGUUUUCACGAUGUGGCUGCUUUGGGGUCACCCACACUCCUGUAAGCAACACCCCACCCAUGCUCUGUAAGCCCAAUAAACUCAUUGGUUCCCCAA
Molecule: messenger RNA, 1691 nt
Organism: Mesocricetus auratus (golden hamster)
Lineage: Eukaryota; Metazoa; Chordata; Mammalia; Rodentia; Cricetidae
Gene: Pycr3
Product: pyrroline-5-carboxylate reductase 3
Exons: 6
Coding region: 458-1282 (274 amino acids)
Biological process (GO): L-proline biosynthetic process
Molecular function (GO): pyrroline-5-carboxylate reductase activity
Source: RefSeq, a predicted model, not a curated record